UUAUCUUCAGCCUUUACUCUUCAUCUGAAAAGCCUUCUGUUUUCCCUGUAAAAGGUAAUUUCUCUGUGGAAAUCUUCUAACUGAGCAGAGUUUAGAGCAGUUUCGGGAUUGUUUCCCGUCUCCGUAAAUCUGACCAUUCUUGAAAGAAAAUUGCUAAGAAUUUCCAACUGGAUCGUGUAAUCACUGCCCUGGUAUCAAGAGGAGGGGGAGUGACAUGAAAUCACUGACUUGUGACAUACAUUCCUCAGCAACGGCGGCUGCUGCCUAAUGACAGCUAAUAAAGGGAAUCUUCCCUUGACAGAGCUGCAUGCCUGCAGUGGGACUGGAAUGUGCCCAAGAUAAACCCCCUGAUAACCCAGGAAGCAGAGAUCACACCCCAAGAGUAUAAAAGACGAGCUUCGGAAGAGACAGGACAGGACAAGGAAUAGAGAGAUCCGAAGGGACAUCUCAGAAGAGACAGCUUGAACUUCACUAUUCCCAACCAACUCGGCGCCAUGGACACUAAAGGCUCAUUUUUCUAUGGCUUCCUCUUGCUGCUGCUCAUCCAGCUCCAGUCCAGCAGAGCCAACCCCAUCUACAGCCUCAGCCCUGCCAAAGAACUGGCCAGCAUGGAGGCUCUGUUGGAGAGGCUGGAGGAUAAGUUUGCAAUGAUUGAAGCCCUGGAGCCUAACCCUGACCUGCAAGAGCCCAAACCCCAGGAGGAGAUCCGCCCAGAACUCGACGAUGACAGUGAGGACCAGAAGGCUGAGCCCAGGCUGGCACCCAACACCCCCCUGUCCUACAGGGACCCCGUCCUCAAGAGGCUGAGGGGGCUGCAGAUGCCCAGGAUGAUGAGAGACUCCGGGUGCUUCGGGAGGAGGAUCGAUCGGAUCGGCUCCCUCAGCGGGAUGGGCUGCAACGGUUCCCGGAGGAAUUAGGAUCAACCUCCCUCUUCCCUGCUCUGAAGAAUGCUUUACAGUACCUGUUCCUCCCAAGAUGAAAGCCAGAUGCUUUCCAAGCUCCUCAACAGAAAGUUAUUCCUAUUUUUAUUUAUUUAUUUAUUUAUUUAUUUGAUGUUUUUUUAAAGAACAUUUCUUGCUCUAGCACCAAGAGACCAUCUUUAAAUAAAACUAACACAUUAGACAUCUAUGCUGGACCUCUCUCCUGUCUGUUGCAUUAAAUUUUCUUGUAUAUUCCUAAAGUCAAAAUCCUAAGUUUUAUUGGUAUUCUGGUACCCACAAGGCUGGAUCUUACUUACAUGAGAUAGAGAAAGUAUGAACUUGGUAGAAACUGAGCUUUUCACUAGAGUUUUUCCAUCUGCACUAAAAAAUUCUAACAGAUUAGCAGGGAAAAAAAGCUUGUUCAACAUUGAAAGACCAACAUACAUAGACAGGGUUUCAGUAACAAGAGAGUCCUUUUGCUGGUUUAGAUUAUUCAGUCACAGGAACUGCCACAAAUCCCCCACCUAAGCAAAAUUUACAUGGAAAGAAAUAAGAAAAAUUAUAACACUCCACGAGUUUCAAAAUAACCAGAGGGAGGAAAGGGAAUUCAUUGUAUUUGCUUUCUAGCACUGGCCAAAUAAAGGUUACGAGCAUCAACAGAAAGAUACAUCAGUAACUGUGUCUUGUCUCACUCUGCACGUGGCUGAGAUGCUGAUUCCCAGCAUUUCUUGAAGGAUUCUUUGAAUAAUCCUUGAAUAUUCCUCAUGAGAGGGCAGGUGGGAUCACUCCAAUUACAAAGCAGCUUGUACAGAACUUUAUUUAUCACUUUCUGGGAAUGGGCCCUCACAAAGCUGUUCUGACAGGGCUGAUGGGAACACUGCAAGGCUGAUCAAGGUUUUGUUUAACCUUUGUUAAGUGAGAUUUCACACUUAGGAGCUGAAUUUGACCCAAAAUAUAUUCUCCCCUCCAACAAAGAAGGUGAUAUUGCCAAGUGCACGUUCAGUCACCAUCCCAAGGACCAAACAGCUCAGAAUCCCAUCAGCCCCAACAAUGGCAUCGAGCCCAGCCCAACACAACUGUCCUGUGACUGCACACACGGCUGGGAACCGGGCUAUUUUGAGCACCUCAUGAGCCUCAUUCCAAGAAUCUCAGUCCAUUCCCAGGUACUGGUGUACCCUGGGAAGCUUGUUCAGGGCCCUGAGAAAGGAGCAACAGGACACACUCAACUGGAAUAGUCCCAUUCUGACUUUGUUCCUGCAAAUGCACAGGGAGAGAAGAACAACACCUGGCCAGGACAGGCUGUGGGAGGAAGGUGUUCCAGGGCUGGGACAGCUGCUCACAAAGGCUCUCAGGGACCACAGCUACAGGGAAAGGGUAAAUCUGAGUGCACACCACCCCUGUCACAGCUAAGGCUGCUGCACCCCUUGAACAGGGCUCGUGCCACACACGUUUCUGACAAGCCACCCUGCCAGUCCCUCCCUGCCCUGCUGGCACAGCCUCUAGGAGGGACCUGGGUGCUCCCUGCCACAUUGGGCCUUGUGAUUCUUCCCUAGGGAAGAAGAAUAGAAGUCUAAUCUGAGGGGGAUCAUUUUGCUCCACUCCAAUAGGAAACCACACCUAGUGUGAUAGAAAUCACACAUCAGAGCCUCUCCUUCCAGCAAUGGCAGCUAAAGGUAAAACAUCUG
Lepidothrix coronata (blue-crowned manakin) is the source of this 2605-nucleotide messenger RNA. Its product is annotated as natriuretic peptides A. Gene Ontology annotation, biological process: neuropeptide signaling pathway; negative regulation of systemic arterial blood pressure; receptor guanylyl cyclase signaling pathway. Gene Ontology annotation, molecular function: hormone receptor binding; hormone activity. Bases 495 to 917 code for a protein of 140 amino acids. The record is from RefSeq and is a predicted model, not a curated record. Lineage: Eukaryota; Metazoa; Chordata; Aves; Passeriformes; Pipridae. The transcript has 3 exons. Gene Ontology annotation, cellular component: cytoplasm; extracellular region; nucleus.